UCAUAAUGGUGUGAUCAAGCGAAUCGAUCGUGUGAUUGCAAAUUACCUCACCGGUUGUUUGAAUCCAAGUUUCUUCAGGUUUCUUUUCGUUACUUUUUGGUUAAAAUGGAUGUCGAAAAGUUAAGAAGAGACCUCAAAGAAAGCAAUCAAGACCAUUUGCUGCAGCACUGGGACUCACUAGAUGAAGAAGAACAAGCAAAGUUCUUCAAAGAUCUCAGAAACAUCGACUAUGCCAAAAUCAACCGGUCGUUUGACAAGACGAUGAACGAAGCUAAAUCAAGUGAAAAGAAAGACGAAAACCUACAGCCGGUUCCUCCGGAGAAAGUGGGCAGCGUCAUCGGAGCAGAAAACCAAAAGAAAGUCGACAGUUGGAGAGACAGAGGUCUUCAAGUGAUCAGCGAAGGUAAAGUCGCCGUGCUGCUUCUUGCUGGUGGACAAGGCACCCGGUUAGGAGUUUCAUAUCCGAAGGGAAUGUACGAUGUCGGUUUACCUUCAGGGAAAACCCUUUAUCAACUACAGGCAGAGAGAAUCUUAAAGUUACAAGAGCUGGCUUACAAACAUGCUGGAAAUAAGUCGACGAUUCCCUGGUACAUUAUGACCAGUGAGCACACAAUGGAUGAAACCAAAAGAUUCUUUGAGAAACAUAAUUACUUUGGGUUACACAGAGAUGACGUACUAUUUUUUGAGCAGCACACCCUCCCAUGUCUAACAAUGGAGGGAAAAAUUAUUCUUGAUCAACCAGGUAAAGUUGCUCGAGCGCCUGGAGGAAAUGGUGGCUUGUAUGAAGCUCUAGGUGAUGACAACCUUGUUAACAUUAGUACCAUGAGGAAACGUGGAAUUGAGUAUGUUCAUGUGUACUGUGUGGACAACAUUCUGGUCAAGAUGGCAGAUCCUGUGUUUAUAGGAUUCUGUAUUGAUAAAGCAGCAGAAUGUGGAGCUAAGGUUGUAGAGAAAACCUUGCCAGAGGAGAAAGUUGGAGUUGUGGUUAAAUGUGAUGGCAAAUACCAGGUUGCUGAGUACAGUGAGGUAUCAAAAGAACUUCAGGCGAUGAAAGACCCACUCAGCAAUGAUAAGCUCUUAUUUAGAGCUGGAAACAUAUGCAAUCAUUUCUUCACAGUGGACUUCUUGGAGAAAAUUGUAACGGAGCAUGAAAGUUCACUGAGGUUCCAUAUUGCCAAAAAGAAGAUCCCAUUUGUUGAUGAAAGUGGGAAGAGAAUCAUCCCAACAGCACCCAAUGGAAUUAAGUUGGAGAAGUUUGUCUUUGAUGUGUUUGAGUUUUCAGAAAAAUUAGCUGUUUUGGAAGUUGCCCGAGAAGAUGAUUUUUCCCCACUCAAAAAUGCCAGAGGUUCGCCAUCUGAAAGUCCAGAAACAGCACAAAGGGAUUUGAUGAAUUUACAUUAUAGAUACAUAAUCAAAGCUGGUGGUAAAUUCAUAAACACCAAUGGGAGGACCUCUGUAGUUUGUGAAAUUUCCCCUCUACUUUCCUAUGCUGGAGAGGGAUUAGAAGAUGAGGUCAAGGGCAAGGAGUUUUCAGCCACAGAGAAGAUUUAUCUUAUGGCUGACGAAGAAGAGAAAAAUACUGAACCAGCUCAUAAGAAAAGCAGAGAGUGCUGAUUGCAUUCUUGGUGAUGAAGUAAUUAGAGUCAGAAUCUAUUGAUACAGACACUAGCUUAUGCAAGUACAUGAUGAUUAAUCUAUUUUGUAUGUUGCACUCUCAAGCAUGAAAAUAUAGGACGAUACAAGAACUGAAAAAAAAAUAAUAAUAAGCUGCUGGUCUGGGUUAUUCAAAAGGUGGAUAAUGCUAUCCAGCGGAUAAAUCACAAUCCAGCAGAUAGUGUGACCAAUUAGAGCUCACUGUCCCAAAAUGAUCCCAGAGGACCUGGUGUUGUCAAGGCUAAUGUUCAGAACCUAGAGUGUGGAUUUUGAAUUGUUUUCUCAUUAUUGUGUCAUAAUCAAUUGCUUUAGGUAGUUCAUGAGAUUAAAGGUUUUGAUCACUUGAUAGCGCAGUCAAAGUCUCUAUGUAAUACAAAAUUAUCCCAAAAAGUAUUGAAAAUUGUAUGGAAUGCAGUGGGGGAAUUUUUGUGUUGCUUACGGGAACAAGAUGCAACUCAGGUCUCUAUACUGUACAUGUAAAAUUGCAUUUGUUGAUGAGAAAAACGUUUACUUGUGAACAGUCCAAGUUAGGUUUGUAGCCUCAUACCUGUUUCCUGCCAACAAUAGUUUGACUGUUCUUAAUUAAUCAAUUUUUGCUUUUCAUUUUUUAUAGUGAUGUGAUUAGUUAUUUAAUAAAGUAGAUGUAGAUAAGAAAGAUUAAAAGUAUUGUUAACCGGCGGUUAUCAAUACUUUUAAUCUUUCUUGUCAAGUGCUUUAAUAAGCAUCUCAUUAUUCGAUCUCUUAGAUGUAGAUAACCUUUGUAGCAGUCUUUUCCAUCUCAAGCGUGCGAGAAACAAAAGGGAGGCACGCAGAGGAACACAAAGGGUUGGACGCAAAAUUGUCCAAAGCAAAUAGGAAAGGGGGGGGGGGGCAAGGAAGGGCCCUCCCCUCCCCUUCUUAUGUCUUUUUUGUUACGCCUUUGCGUGCUUCUCAAGCUUUGGUUCACCUCGUGCGCUUGGGAAGGAAAUCACUGGCAUGCAGACUAAGAUAAAGUUGAAUUAAGUAGUGAAAGAACAAAUAUAGAGUAAUAAUGGGAAAAGCUAAAAGCAAAGUGGAUGAAAGUUGGAUGAUAGGAAUGAUAAUUUACUAGGAAUAGUAAUAAUACCAUUUACUAGGAAUGAUAAUGAUAAUGAUUUGGCGAAUGAUACUGAUAAUAUAUCUUAAACAAAUAACUUCCUCAGCAAAUGAAUAUACAGUCGUUACAAGGACGGUAAAGCGGUUUUCACAUUGGUGUCCAUUUGAUACUACGCUAAGAGAUUGGGUUAAAAAGUCGUCACCAUUUUGUCAUCCAAUUAGAAGGAAAACCAAAACCAAUUGUGACUAAUUUGCACAUGUUUUCCCGAGCUGUGCGUCAGCUACAUGCAUUUGCUCGGAGUUUUGAUCGGUUGAACAGGUUGUGUGUGUCCUUUGUGAUUGGCCAGGACAAUCGCUUUUGGUUUUGGUUUUGCGACACUCAGUUGAAAAGCCCUCUAAUAGGCAAGGCAAUUUCUCUUGGUUUGGUUUUGGCUUUACUACAGUCUGAGAUUGGCUGAGUAUUCCAAUUGGUAAGUAAUUGGUUUGGUUUUGGUUUUACGCCACUCGAUAGAAAAACGCUCUCGAGCUCGGUUUUCAUUUGAGUGUCGAAAAGUAAGAGGUUUUUAUUUACUACGCUACAUGCUUGAAGUAAAAAAACUCACGCCACUUUUUCAUCCAAUCAGAAGUAAAACCAAAACCACUUAUGACUUGCUCCUACUCGUUUUCACGCGUUUUGCGUCAGCUGCAUUUAUAUUACCUCGAGUUUUGAUUGCUUUAUUGUAUUUUCUGUGUCUUUUGGUAUUGGCAAGAGUGAUUACUUUGGUUUUGGUUUUGCGACACUCAGUUGAAAACAGCUCUAUCACCAAGCACUGGGAAUCUAAUUUAAUUUAACUUAAUUUAAUGUAUUCUUAGACUAAUCAUAGAUAUAUUUUUGAAACUCUCGACUCUCGCAUGAUUAGGUUUUACAUUUGAACGAGUGAUAUUUUGUAAAGAAUGAAUGUUAGAAAUUUCGAUUAGAUUAGUAAUAGAUAUUAGUGACAAGCUUUUUUCAAAUAAGGUAAUUUAUUGUUUGGAUUGCUGUACGAAUAGGAUAGGUAGGUUUAUCUUAUUAGGACUCGAAAUCUUGUUCGUUGCUUGUGCGAAUAGACAUUUGUGUUUUCUUACCGGUAAUAAAAAGGCAAAAUUUGGCUUUC
This is a messenger RNA of Orbicella faveolata, 3860 nucleotides long. Its product is annotated as UDP-N-acetylhexosamine pyrophosphorylase-like. NCBI's taxonomy places the organism in Eukaryota, Metazoa, Cnidaria, Anthozoa, Scleractinia, Merulinidae. Gene Ontology annotation, molecular function: UDP-N-acetylglucosamine diphosphorylase activity. The record is from RefSeq and is a predicted model, not a curated record. Gene Ontology annotation, biological process: UDP-N-acetylglucosamine biosynthetic process.